CACCAGCAGCGGUCCGGUUGGGCGUCUCUCACCAAGCCACGCUCACUUAUGGAGGCGCAUGAAACGUGCACUGUCAUUACUGUGACCUUACAGCCGCGCUCUCUUGUGGGAUUAUUCGCGUUUAGACUCGGACGGCUUUGUGCCGAGCCCGAAAGACGGUUGCUGAGUAAUGCUUUUAGACCACCAGGUGAAGUGAAGUGGACUUUGGAUUGAUGGACAGGGACUACUCAUGUGUGUCCGUCUGUGGGACCACAUCUGACACCAGCCUGAGAGGACAAUUUAAUAAAUGUUGCUUUACUGUCUGGCGGCUGUCGCCAGCUCUGCAGGACCUACGGACGUCCACGCUGCAGGUCUCUCUGUGCCCAAAUCAGCGCUUCCACCCUUGUUCCCGCACACCCCUCCUUGGCACUGUCUUUUAAUGAGACUGGGGCUUUUACCGAAUUCUCUGUCCAUAGUGUUCUCUACACGCCUGCACACAUAUUACACAUCACCACAGACUACAAGUGUCCCUUGGACGAAUUCAGGAAGUGUGCAGUAGUGGCCUCCUCUCCUUCCUCUACGAGGAAAUAAUCCAAAUGUUGAUCAGUUCUCAGGACAUACCAAAACGCUCAUUCAGGAUUUUUUAAAAAUCAUUAUUCUUUCUAAAUAAACAAUACAAAUCCAGAAAAAAAAAAACAAAGUGCGUGCACAAUGAGCUCAGACAGUUUUCAGUACCGUGCACUGUAUGAGUACAAGCGAGAGAGAGGAGAUGACAUCUCCCUGCAGCCCGGAGACCUCCUUACUGUCAGCAAGCUAGCGAUUCUGACCCCAGACUUCCAGGAGGGUGAUGAGAAGAACCCCACGGGCUGGCUCCAUGGCACAAAUGAGCGCACCAAGGAGAAAGGCGACUUCCCGGGGACGUUCGUGGAAUACGUGGGGGUUGUGCGUGUGGGCCUGUCUGCAGGAAAACCCUGGCCUAGACCUGUUCCCCCAACCCCUGGAGGACCCCAAACACCUGUAGGACCCCAGCCUCCAGGAGCCUGCGCUUCAGGGGGCUGUGGGUUGGGGGAUUCGCUGGAGCAGUGUACCGUGCCGGACCAGGCCCCAGCCGUGGUGCUCAGACUCACUGAGGCUCUGGAGAGACCUGGCUGGGAAAAUGAGCCAGUCCACAGAACCCUGUUAGGUUCCAGUGCACCAAUCAACCUACAACAGGCUCUGGACACAGACCCCGCUGCAGUGGAGUGUGAGCAGUAUGACUUGGCCGUGUUGGCUGAUACUCUCAGGGCUUACCUGCAGGAGCUGCCAUGUCCCAUCAUCCCAUCUGUGCUCUACAGUGAGCUGGUCUACACUGCUCAGGAAAUAGCAAGUUUGGAGGAAUGUGGUCAGCAGCUGAAGAGGAUCCUGGACUCCCCCAGCAUGCCACAAUCUAACCACCAGCUCCUGGUCUAUCUGACCCGUCACCUCAGCAAAGUGACUCAGAGUGGAGGAGCUGCUCAGGCAAGUGCCAGGUUUCUGGCUCAGGCCUACAUCGAGGCGGUCUUUAAACACAGCCAUUUCGGUGCGGAUGUGAACCCUGAUCAUCACGUGAAGAUUUUGGAAUCCCUCAUCGUCGUGGGAGGCCUGACUGAGAUGCAAGCUGCCCCAGCUCUUCCUCCCAAGCCGGCCAAACCCAUGACUCCUGUGAACAGUAACGGCGUGAAGGAGGCUGCAAGCAGCUCGUUGCAGGACGCUGAAUGGUACUGGGGAGACAUAUCAAGGGAAGAGGUGAACGACAAACUGCGAGACAUGCCAGACGGGACCUUCCUGGUACGGGAUGCCUCGACUAAAAUGCAGGGAGACUACACGUUAACUUUAAGGAAAGGUGGCAACAAUAAGCUAAUAAAGAUCUACCAUCGUGACGGCAAAUAUGGUUUCUCAGACCCGCUUACCUUCAGUUCGGUGGUGGAGCUCAUCAGUCACUACAGACACGAGUCUCUGGCUCAGUACAACACAAAACUGGACGUCAAGCUCAUGUACCCCAUCUCCCGCUACCAGCAGGAUCAGCUGGUAAAAGAAGACAACAUCGAUGCUGUGGGGAAGAAACUCCAGGAAUAUCACAAUCAAUAUCAGGAAAAGAGCAAAGAGUAUGACAGACUGUAUGACGAGUACACAAAGACGUCGCAGGAGAUUCAGAUGAAGCGCACUGCAAUAGAAGCCUUCAACGAGACCAUCAAGAUAUUCGAAGAGCAAUGUCACACGCAGGAGCGCUACAGCAAGGAAUAUAUCGAGCGCUUCCGCAGAGAGGGCAAUGACAAAGAGAUCGAAAGGAUAAUGAUGAACUACGCCAAACUCAAAUCGCGACUAGGGGAGAUCCACGAAAGCAAAAUCCGCCUGGAGCAGGACCUGAAGACGCAAGCUCUAGACAACAGGGAGACAGACAAAAAGAUGAAUAGCUUAAAGCCAGACCUUAUCCAGCUGAGGAAAAUCCGAGAUCAGUAUCUUGUCUGGCUCAAUCACAAAGGCGUACGUCAGAAACGAAUAAAUGACUGGCUCGGCAUCAAAAACGAGAACACAGAUGAUACUUACUUUGUGAGUGAAGAAGAUGAGAACCUGCCACACUACGAUGAGAAGAGUUGGUUUGUUGGGGACCUGAACCGCACACAGGCUGAGGAUCUUCUGCUGGGCAAGCCAGACGGAGCCUUCCUCAUCCGCGAGAGCAGCAAGAAGGGCUGUUACGCCUGCUCUGUAGUUGUGGACGGAGAAGUGAAGCACUGUGUGAUCUACAGCACGCCGCGCGGUUACGGCUUCGCUGAGCCAUACAACCUGUACAGCACUCUGAAAGACCUUGUUCUGCACUAUCACCAGACCUCGCUGGUCCAGCACAACGACUCGCUCAACGUGCGCCUGGCCUACCCCGUCUACGCACAGAUGCCCUCAGGCCCCCACAGAUGAGGCCCUGCCCAUUCCCACACACACACACACACACACACACAUACACACACACACACACACGUCCCUACAAACAAAACAAAACAAAAUCCAACACGACAAACACUUGCUGCAACACACACACACACACACACGUCAGCCACCUUCGGAGUUCUAUAUUUUUACUAGAACAAUUUGGAGGGCAUUCUUUCUAAAGACUGCUUGAUUUGCACAAGGAAGUUUUAAAUGUUUGUGAAUGUGAAAAAAAGACAGAAGGAAGCAGAAGAGGCGAGUUUCAGGUGACCCACGCUGCUACCUAAACUCCAGCUGGGACUUUUUACAUGCUUCUUGAUUUAAAGCUUUUUUUUUUUGUCCUCUUUUCUUUUUCAUUGUCAUUCAUUUGUACAUUUUUAUCCCUUUGUCCCAUCCUCCUUUACUAAGAGCAAGGCAGGAAAAUAUAUAUGUUUUGUUUCUUCUCUCUCUCUCUCUCUCUCUCUCUCUCUCCCUCUCCUUCUUUCUCAUUGCGUGUAUGCUGAAAAGGCAAAUGUAUGUAGCAAACAGACGCCUGACACUUUCCAGAGUGUUUCUCACAGUAACUGCUGCUGAACAAGGGAUUGUGGGAGGGAAUGGAACAGGACAGGGGUAGGGUGGGCUGGGGGGACAAGCUGAGAGGGCACAAGUGAAAAUAUGUCAUAGUCUUAAACAAAACAGGCUUGCUUUUAUAUGUUAGAGGGGAGUUGUUUAAAUUUUUUUUUAGUUUGCUUUUCUUGCUGGAUCUGAUCUUUUUUUUUUUUUUUAAACUUUAUGAGCAGUAAUGGUGUUACAGUCCAGUGCAGAGACCAAAGUUAGCAUAGGGAGGAAGUGUCUUUUUUUUUUUUUUUUUUUUUUUUUUCUUUGUUGUGUUCAUUUGCUUAAUGAGAAUGAGAGGAAAGUGUUAUUUCACCCUAAAACCUAAGACUCGGUAACUAAAGCUCCAGACAGAAAUAAAGAUUAUAAUUUACUUGACUGGAUUUUUUUUCUUCUUUUAAUAAAACUUAUUGACACAUUUUGACAUGACUCCUAGAAUCACAAACAGUGAUGAGAAUAUUAUUAAAAAUAAAGCCAGUCAAGGAAAUCCCUGUCAUCUGCAGCUCUAGUUAAGUCCACAUAGGUUUUAGGGAAAAAUGUCACUUCUGCUAAUGCCUAUGCUAAUAAACUGCUAACCACACAUGAAAUAGAGUUCGGGCCUGUGUCUUGUGCUCAAGCGCAAAGUUUUCCUACCAAAAUCGGAAGCAGUCAAUGUGAAGCACUUAUUUGCCAUGAUAAAUCCUGCAGCUACACAAUUUGUACACCAAAUUAAAACAGAAAACAUGAAACAAAACGAGAAACACUAUUUGAUGUGUGGUUGUUAAAAUGAUACAGAAUCUCUGUUGAUUGCUGAAGGCAAAACUUUGACUUGUUUGUGUUCAGCUUUGAAUGAUUCAGUGUACAAGAAGCAGAAGCAGUGGGUCAGUGAUGAGAAAGACUUGCUUUAGAUGACAAAAAAAAAACUUGAAGAGAGUGCAAUCCAACACGUGUAUUGAUAGCAUGGAGGUCUAACAAAAUAAGCUCUGAUGCACCGAUGAGCGAUAAUCACAUGCACUAAGACCCCUUUUGAGAAAAAUGCUUCUUUUUCUACCUGGUGCUUCUUAUAAUGAGUGAAUGCUUUCAUUGUCAAAAAGCUAAAAGGUCAACAUUUGAACAUUUGGCUACUUGUUAGUGUUCAUGUUGCACAAUAAAACCUUUUCAGAAAUUAGAUAACAUCACAGCGAAAUGCACAAUAUUCUGUGAUUAUACUGGCCACAUCACUUCUGAUUAGCACUGGACUCUCUCUUUCCCUGCUGCUCGUUCCUGGUACUGUUGUUUCGUCCACGCUCUUCUUUUAAAGCUCGAUCAGCCUGAUUUACUGGCGCGGGAUUGCUUUUUGAUGUCAGUUUUCACACACCGCAUGGGCAGCUGAAGGAGCGUAACGUGCUUAUUCCUCCUUUAUAAACUCUAUGCAUUAUGUCCACCUCUGUGUCACACUCGCUCCUCUAUAUUGUACUCCACACCAGAGAGGUUGUGAAAUGUUAUUCACAAGUUUACGUACAAAAAGGUCAAAUGCACAGUCAGUAUUCCUGUCCCCUCUGUUAUAUCAGGAGUUAGUGGUCAUUCUAAGUGUCUGAACCUGGACGGUGAGGACUUCUGGUACAGUCAGUGGAGUCGGGUCAGGUUGAGCACAACUGACAGGACAGCAAGGCCACGGUUUAGCCGUGUCCUCGUCUAACACAGCCAGCUGAUCACCGCUCCCUUGAGUGCAUGUGCUUUAUCUGUCUUCCCUCUUCACGCCCUGAGUGUACGGCUUCGAGAUAAAAACCACAUUCAGGCCCCGAGUCCUUGAUAGAAGCCACAUGUCCUCACAGCUUGUGACUUGAAGUUGGCCAGACAGUGAAGGAUUCCUUUCUGUCUGUCCUCUACAUUGCAGGCCUUCCUCUGCCUCGCACCAUGGCAACUAGCAUAAGAGCAAUAGAGCUCCUUGUGACUGUGUAUCACGGCUCUCGCUAGGCUGCAAUUGCUGAGGAAAGAGCAGCAGUGAAGCUUCCUAGUGCACACUGGGAUAUUUGGAGAAUGACCAACGUCUCCACACGAACAUCUCCAGACAUCCACUUUUCAAACCCCUUCCCAGCAAAUACUUGAUUUCCUCUUCUGCACUAUGACCCCAUAGGCAUCGUGGCAACCCUAUUCACAUGCACGGGGUUCGCUUUUUCUGUAAAACUUUUAUAGAUCAAAGAUUCUAUUUAGCGUCUCUCUUUUUGUUUUCCUUUUUCAAAGAUGCAGAUUGUUUGUCUAACCUGGGCCACUGACGGGUCCUCUCUCUAUUACUUGAACUAUUGCAUUGCUCACUGUUGAAUGUCUUUAUAUUGCAUAUAUACAAAUAUAUUAAAGAAGAGGAAAUCCCUUUUAUGACAGCCGAGUUCGGAAUAUAUGUAAACACAUUUAUUCAAAGACACAACUUCAAGUGUUGGUUGUUUCUUAAAGGGGUUUGCUUUAACUGAAAUACGACUGUUUAUUGGAUCCUGCUGUCCAAUAUUGCACACAUCAUAUUGAAGAGACUUUAUAGAACAACUUUACAAGGCUGGCGACAGAGUGAGGUUUUUCUGUGUGUCAUACAACUCAUCAUGUUCGUACAUUUAUUGAACAAUUGUUAAGGCUGAGUUGUAAAAGUUUUAUUAAUUCCUGGCAUUGAGACCAAAGAUUUGAGUUUGAUUUCUUUUCUCCUAGUGUUUGUUUUGAGCGAAUGCGUAGUUUUUCCCUAGUGUUUUUUUUUUCUCAAUGAAAACUCAAGGUGAUAUACUGGUUGGGUUAUAUUCGUGUUUGUCUUAUCAAAAGGAUAACAGACUAUUGUGAAUUGUAUUAACGGGGUUAGUAUACUCAGACUGUUGAACAAUCUGACAGUUUAAGUGAAGGGGAAAAAUCUUUCCACUUAAGAAACUAUUUUACCCCUAAACCAGUGAAGAGUAAACCUGAGGUUCAUCUUUUCCCCCGCCGACAAUUUUAGGAAGUGCUUGAAUAGUUUAGUGUGCCAUCAGUGUUUUCAUUUUGAACGACUGCUCACUGAAACACAUCACGCCACCGAAAUCCUGUUUGUCGCUCUUUUUCUCACAUUCAGAAAAAGUUGGGCCUAGCUGGAGGCCUGGAUUUUCUCUCCUUUGGACAUUUGUAGAGAGAGAAAAGCGAACUAGUGCACCUAGCAAUUUGUGGUUUGUCUCAAAAAACGCAAUGUGAUCAUCAUUCUCUGCAGGGCAGAAAAGCGGUGGGGUUCGUUGGCACUCUUUGUUCACACACUCCACAAAGCAUGCAAUAUUUCAUUUUUCAUUUUCUUUCCUAAAGGUUUCAGGGACAAAAACAAGCAUUGCAUUGGGGGGUUCGUAUGAAGGACAUGUUUACCAGAGAAAAAAAUGUGGGAUGGGGACGGGGGGGAAUUAAACAGAGUUAAAGAAAAACAGAUUAACGGUGCAUUACUUCAAAAGCUCAAAGGGUUCGGGCAUGAACCAAAACCUCUCCACUCACCUCAAACUGUCUGAGUUGUGAUUAGAUCAUCAGGCUUCGGUUAUUUCAAGACUGUUAACGCCACAAUGUACGAUUCUCUUGCCCUUUUGUGCAGUUCUGCAAAGUUUUAUUUGCAGUUGGGUUUGAAUAUGUUGUGAUUCUCAUUGGGAGUCUUUUAUGUUCUUACCACUACUGUCACAUCAUGACACCCAGCACAGCUUAAUGGAGUAAAGCUUCUUAUAUUUAAAUAAAGAAAAAAUGGAGAAAAAAAAGGAAAAGUAAAAAAAUAAUUUAAAAAGAAAAAAAAAAUAACAAAACAAAACCCACUCUCCCUCCCACUUUGACAUACGUACAAACCCAGCAUGCUUCUUUGGUACUCUUGACUGUUGUUUUGUGUAAAAAAGAAAAAGUUAAAAAAAAAAAAAAAGAUGUUGAAACAAGAACUGUUAUUUGUCUGUUUAUGGUGUAGUCAGAUAUACAUUUUGAUAUCGCUUAUUAAAAACACUGCUUUUUCAGCUGAAAUAAGUUUGAACCCUGUGUUUCAGUGGACAACGCAAAAUAUGAUAUUGUUCCUAAAUACUGAGAAUGAGGGGCCGCAUCAGCAAUAGCAAACCUGCCACAGGUUUCGACUUUUUUCCACAGGAUUUUAUCGGUACAUCACUGGAUAAUGACAAAGAGUCCAAGAAUCUACUAAUACCUAAGUCUUGAAACAGCAACAUUUUUAUGAGUUGAAUUUGAAUACACUCUUUUCAGUGAAUAUUUGCCCGACACCAGCAGAUAUUUCUAGACUCAGCUUGAGCAAUAAGCCGUUGGCCCUGAAAUCAGCUAAAUCACUGUAUCCCACAAAACACUAAAAAAAAAAAAUCUAAAAGCACGCACCAAACUCGAAUCUCUCCUGCACUACCUACACAUGCAUUUUUUACUUGCCGCAUCAGUCAUACGACAGCAUCUCGUUCUGUUCAUUAUAGCUGGAGAACAAGAGUAGAAAACAUCCUCUUUCUCAGUAUUUGAAUAUCAUUGUUGCUACAGGCUUAUUGAUACUCCUCAGUUGUUUUCCACCAUAUUUUCUUGUAUCUGUUACAAUAGUUUGUAUUGGUUGUAGACUCUCCAUUUGUUAUGAGAUGAACUCAUGUAUAUUCUCAAUGGAACUCCACAAUAUUCAUUUCUCUUGCGGAAUAAAGAAAAUAUUUUGUCCAA
Molecule: messenger RNA, 8130 nt
Organism: Pangasianodon hypophthalmus (striped catfish)
Lineage: Eukaryota; Metazoa; Chordata; Actinopteri; Siluriformes; Pangasiidae
Gene: pik3r3b
Product: phosphoinositide-3-kinase, regulatory subunit 3b (gamma)
Exons: 16
Coding region: 691-2910 (739 amino acids)
Biological process (GO): insulin receptor signaling pathway; phosphatidylinositol phosphate biosynthetic process
Cellular component (GO): phosphatidylinositol 3-kinase complex
Molecular function (GO): 1-phosphatidylinositol-3-kinase regulator activity; protein binding
Source: RefSeq, a predicted model, not a curated record